This is a messenger RNA of Aspergillus piperis CBS 112811, 3271 nucleotides long. RefSeq lists its product as uncharacterized. Bases 383 to 2959 code for a protein of 858 amino acids. The transcript has a single exon. The record is from RefSeq and is a predicted model, not a curated record. Lineage: Eukaryota; Fungi; Ascomycota; Eurotiomycetes; Eurotiales; Aspergillaceae.
CUCACACCGGGCGGCGCUUGUACCACUUCGCUGAUGCUGACAGAAAGACUGAGUUGAAGUGCUGCUUAAUCGUUAGUCAGCGUCCAUAUCGACAUUGAAUAACUAAUGAAUCUUUGGAGAAGUCAAGCUUGCGAAAGUUUGAUUCAGGCGCAAGGGAUGCCUUGCCAUUUCCGGUUAGCCCGGGGAUCGCUACAAUCAUGUGAUCUUUCGGUGGGCCACAGCAAUGACAUAAGCAAACAAAGAUCCACACAAACUUCCAAAUCCAGGGUUCUGAAGCAUUCUUCGUCUCCAUUCCUUUCUUGUCAUUGGGUCUAGAGCUAGACUAGUCUCCUCGACCAGAUAUCCGCUACUAUUUAGUCUCGGCCCAUCAACAAUCGCCAUUAUGCUACCUGGAUUCCUGCAGAGUAGCUACGCUCGCUACAAAGCAGAUACUAAUACCUUCGCAACAUGGCUACUAGAGACUGCCAACAAAUGUGGCUAUCGGCCUACCCUUUCUGCUACCAUUCCUACGACGAACAAGAGUAAGCGUGAAGGUAAAACGGAUGGCUCAAACGAACAUCCAAUUCAAUACACUGCUACUACGAAAGACCUACAAAAGUUCGCCGAGGUGAUUGCCGGUUCCUCUCUGAUCGUGCCGAAAUCAGUCAUCACCAUCGCCAAACGCGCCAUCAAAUUGAGGAAAACGGUCACUUCAUGGUUCUUGGGUCGUGGCGACAUCGCGAACAAUAAGCGCCAUGCUCACUUUAUCACUGCGCUGGAGCAAAUUUGCGACACCCUUGAAUGGAAGACCGCCCAACCCUCCAAGACAGAUGCUAAGCAGCCACAUUCAAUGCCCGAGGUUCAAGAUGACGACGCAGAUGCUGACAAGUUCUUGAACAAGUUUGCUGUUCUCACGGUGGAGGAACCUGAGGAUAUCCCAGACACUCAAUCGGCGCCCGCAGCAUCGAAGAAGGUUGUCAAGGUCACGGUUGUGGAGGAGGAAAAUGAGGCAGCCGACUCCUACCUUGGUCACUUGCUCUUCAAGACCUUGUGUCUACUGCGAGACUUAAACAACAUACGGAAAUUUAUUUCCAUCACUUGGUCGGAGUACCGGGAUAAGAAAAUCGACCUUAUGAACGCCGCUGUCGUGACGGACAGUGCCUUGCAACUUGCCCGAGAUAUGGUGAAGGAGGUAGAGGCUGACUGGCUCUCUACUCGCACGCCGGCAAGAAAUGAUAUUCAGACACUUGUUUACAAUCUCGCCGUCAUGAGCCGGGGCAUCUCCGCAGCUCCAUCCACGGAGGUUGGCCUGCCAUACAACAAGAACAUGGCUGAUGUAGCCGAUUGGUGCUAUGUGCCUACCAAGGUUCUGCUUGACGCCUUUGCCAAUGUCCUCCACGACAAUCAUCAACCAGUCUUCAAAAAGGGCUAUUUCGGUACCUAUAACCCAAAGGCGAACAGGGAGCGGAUGUCUGUGGGCCAAAAGUUCAACGAAGACAAGAUAAUCCUUCUUUCGAUUUUGCCCGAGUUCUGCAUGUUUGACACUUUCAAAUUCAGGACGCCUACCUCGGACGCUAUCACGCAAGGUCUUGUUGAAUUUUCCAAGAACAGAAAAGUUACUCUAUGGCUAUGCUUUGCCUCCCAGAUUUUCCUCGACAUCCAUCACAUCAUGCGACACAGUACCCUGGGUGCAUUUGGAGACCUUCGGAUGUCGGGACUGCGCAUCCAGAAGGUCAUUGAUGACUACCUGAAGCUGUCCAAAACACACCCCAAGCCCAAGUUUUGGGCAAAGGAGGGCGACGAGGAGAUUCAAGGUAUUAGUUCUACCGUAGACUCCUGGAUCAUACAAGACGCGUUCCUCAAUCUUCGGGUCCUGUCUGGACUCGACAAAACCGGAUCACCGCCUGAGAAGCAUGCGCUUUUAUCGCAGCACUCUAUCCUCUGCGGACUGAUAUUAUUCCACCUCAAUAUUAGAAUGCAGCGUGUGGGCCAGCAGCUUGUCACCCAAUGGUAUGACGUCCAACAGCUGGCUUUCUUGCACAAUCUCGUUAUCAAUUAUGCUACGCACAAGGAUGUGAGAUGGCCCGAUAUGGAUGCUUUCAUCAAGAUUCAUGGCGAGUCUCAUAUCUUCAUUGGUUCACGGCCCCAGAACGCCGGUGAAUCGCUAAACAGGCUUGAACUGGCCACAGGCAUCUCAUCUGCUGCCAAUUUUGCGCGCGAUUCCCGGAGUAAACCCUUUCAUAAACCGGAUGGCAAGAAUCCACGCUUGCUCAAGCCUACCACUGCAGUUGCGAACUUGUUCUCCCCAAAGUAUGUCGAGGGUCUCGCGGAAGAUGCCGGGAUCGUCAACAUUGACCGGAUCCUGGACGAGCUCUCACAAGAAUCCAAGCUUGAAUCCUCGUCCUGCAAGGAGCCCCUCAGAGCUAAUGCGGAGCUCUCGAUUACCCAAAAGUGGUCGAAUAACCGCAACAUUGACACACUCCACCUUUUGGCCUUCCUGAAGACCAAGCUUUACGAAGAGGAGCCUGUCAUCUUGUACAACUACUUCGGCAUGCACAAACGUUCCAUCGAGCUACUGCGAUUGAUCCGAGAGAAAGAGCAUCACAAAUUUGUUCAAUAUUUUACAGCUGGGUACAUGCCUGAUGAGUCCUUCAUCCCCAACAUUGUCCUUCUCAUCCACCAUGUCGCGCGAGGUUCGGCGCAAAACGCGCGUUCAAUGGGACUCGGAUCGGGGGACGUGGAGUUAGUGAGUCGUAUUGUUAUGAGCUCUGGCGACGUCAUGCGUGAAUACCUGAAGAAAAAUGGUGAUGUGGCAUGCAAAGAGCUGAGGGUAUUUUGUAAGAACAAAAAGCCGAUUCAAGAUGAGGUUGCUGAUGAUGCGGGCGAAUCCGACGGGCUGGUGACGUCUUGGCUGCAUCUUGAGGAUGUUUUGGGUCCGAAGGGCGUGGCCUCGCUUAUGACCGGGAUCCCGAUGGCCUAGUCUCAGGAACCGUCCAAAUGCCGACUACUUGCCAAGAACUUCCGCCCGUCCCUUUGAAAUCUCUGCCUCAUUUGUUACCGCCAAUAUUUAUGACUCAAAACUUUUCUUGCCCAGGCUGAGCAAGUAUAUGACAAUGGGCUCCAACAAUAAUAAUGUCUUAAAUCCUUUGGCGUGCGCCAAUGUUUUUUUAGAGGUGGUGAAGAGUGGGUGACAGGCCAUUGUGGAGCCCCCAAAGCUAGAAAUCCUUAGUUAAAUCCUGAACAUCGCCCCCAAAGGGCACCGAUGCGGCGACUGAUCCCACGCCGUGUGAUA